AAGUAGUAUUCCACUCCAGCCAGCAAUUUAAUCAUUCCUUCAAAGUUUCUUCAUCUUUAGAUUUCCACUAGACGAGUGAAGUGUGACUAAACAAUUGAGAUGGGUUUUCUUCCUCAUCUUCUCCUCUUUACCCUGAUCAAUCUACUCAUCUUCCAUGGGUUUUCAGAGGUGAUUUAUGAAGAUGGAUACACAGUUACAACUGUUUUUGAUGGCAACAAACUCAACAUCAAUCCUCACUCAAUUGCCUCGUACAAAGGAUCCCAUGAUCUUUUCCUCCUUGAUUCAUCUAACAGUGUUUUUUACACUCUCUCUCUUCCACUUUCCCAAGAGAGUUUGGUGAAGAGAUUUUCUGGAAAUAAGCGGCCUGAGUACUCUGAUGGUGAUGCAAGUUUGGCAACAUUUAACAAACCCAGAAGCUUUACUGUGGAUUUUAAGGGGAACGUAUAUGUUGCUGAUAGAAGCAAUCAUGCUAUCCGAAAGAUUAGUCAUUCAGGUGUCACUACUAUUGCGGGAGGUUUAUCAAAGUCGAUUGGUCGUGCUGAUGGACCUGGAAGAAAUGCAACUUUUUCUGCAGAUUAUGAGCUAAGCUUCGUUCCUGAGAUCUGUGCCCUGCUGAUUUUGGAUCAUGGAAGUAAAUUGAUCCGCCAGAUCGAUCUGAAGCAGGAGGAUUGUCUAUAUUCUCGAUCUGGAGGUGUGGGGUCUGCUACAGUAUGGGCCGCAGCGCUUGCAGUAUCCUGCUUAGUUGGAUCGGUAGUUGGCUUUGUAAUCCGUCCUUACAUACUUCGAACUGAAGAGUUGAAACUCCUCAACAGCACCAAGUCAUGGACAACUUACCUAAUGAAUCUGGGGAGACAAAUACAGAUGUUUUGCUUCGGCACCAGAAACGCAGUUGCUAGCCCAGUACUCAUAUAUCUGAGACAGCUUAUAAUGCUGUUUAUCUCUCACCUCUCUCUUAUGUUUAGUUUCGGGAUGAAGUGGUUUUAUUCUAGUUCUAGUAGUGUAUGUAAGGAAAACAUUUCUCUUCUGGAUUCUGACCACUCGAGUAACUCUUACUGUGCUGUGUCACAAAAAUAUGCUGACCAAUUGAAGGGAUUGAUGACUUCUAAUGGAGAACAUGGAUCAUCUAACAUGCUUAAUGACAUUUUGGAUCAUCAACAUGUGGCGGAGAGAGAUGCGCAGAGUCAUGGGGGGUAUAUCGAUACUCUAGUGAAAGCUAAUAUGGAUAACUUCGUCGAGGAUGCUAGUAGAUCAACUGUAGUUGAGGAAUCCUUCCUUGGGGUCUCUACUGUAGUCAAGAGGCGAUGAGCCGCCACGGUUCUUCCUGAACUUUGCUCUUGUAAAUAACUGAAUGUCUACUUUUCUUUGCUUCCUCAAAUGACAAUUACGACGCCGCUUAGCUUGCA
Messenger RNA from Beta vulgaris subsp. vulgaris (sugar beet), 1403 nucleotides. RefSeq lists its product as uncharacterized. Gene Ontology annotation, molecular function: protein binding. The record is from RefSeq and is a predicted model, not a curated record. The coding region runs from base 100 to 1305 and encodes 401 amino acids. NCBI's taxonomy places the organism in Eukaryota, Viridiplantae, Streptophyta, Magnoliopsida, Caryophyllales, Amaranthaceae. The transcript is spliced from 6 exons.